Messenger RNA from Menidia menidia (Atlantic silverside), 3865 nucleotides. Lineage: Eukaryota; Metazoa; Chordata; Actinopteri; Atheriniformes; Atherinopsidae. The record is from the annotation of a GenBank genome assembly.
AGCUCAUGAGCUUAAAGGUAAUAAGCUGCUUAGCGUUUAGAAUAGCAACAAUAAGAAGUGGAGCAGUCUGAGACGGGAGACGUGUGCAGGGCAGCGUGGAAAACAACAGCGGCUCAGAGCUGACCCUCCACUCUUCACCACUCAACACUGUUGGAUUUCAGAAUGAGCAAAAGGGGGAGGAGGCGGAACAGCAAGCGGAGGAAGAGCUCCAGCAGCAGCAAACAGAGUCCCUCACCUUCCAUCUUUCAAAAGCAGAUCAAAAGUGACAGUGUCAGCUACAGGGACGAUAAUGUGGAGAAGGGAGAAAAAGACUCUCUACGAAAGGAGAACGUCUUCUUAAGAUCUGAUGAUAAAGAAUCAUACAUCAAUGCUCCACCACAGGAAAAGAGAUAUAAACUGGAACACGAUGUGACCUCAUUUCCAGGCCAUGGGAGUGUUUUCACAAAAACUACAGAGGUUUCAGAGAGGGGAGUGAAGAUUGUAACAUCCGUGUGUGUAAAUGACGUUGAGGAUUCUGCACCCAAGAUCAUGUUUCAGCGCUCACAGGAGCCCUCAUCAGAAAAUCCAGCCAUCUCAACACAAAUUACAAAUAUUUUCCAAGUAAACUGCACUGGAUUGCAUGUAAAAGUUGAAAUUCAGGAGGCUGUUCAACGGAAAACGUACGAUGAGGAGAGCACAUGUGUGGUCAGCAAUGAAAGCAGGAGCAACACUGAGAUGAACAUUAAGCGAAAAUGUGAAAGCAUAUGGAUGAUGGACAAUGAGCCUUCACAGCCCUCGUUACCAAAUGUCACCGGUCACACACAAAAUCAAAUGACUAAUUCCAUUUUUACUUUUGGGCGCACAAGUGAACAAUCAGAUUAUCAAAAUCAUUCCAAAUCUGUCUGCUCAACCAACAUAUGGGCCAACCCCAUUUACUGCCAGUGUUGCGGUGGUCCAAACGACUUAAAGUUAACUAAUUAUUCACCAAGCUCCCCAUUAAUGAUGAACAGAAAACUUCAAGCGAAGAGGGAAGACGGCUUUAUGGGGGAUGACUUUUGGGACAUUCCACCACCUCAAGAGUUUGCAGAUAAUAGAUACAACCCUAUGGAGGACCUCACACAUGACCUGGCUUUCCUACAGAUUGGUGGUCAAAGUCCUGCUUACACAGAGGAAAGCUCAUUUCAACCAGCCUUCACAGCUGAAUCCAGGUGUACAUUUUAUUUCCAGGGAGAGGAAGGGGAAGAUGUGGCACCUUGUUUGGAUCAGUUAUCGGAAUCCGAUAACUAUGAGCCCAUGUUCAUGAGACCAUCACUGUCCACCAACAGGUCCAGCUUCACAAAAGACUUCAUUUACUGUCAGAGGAGAAAAUCCUGGAUAAGAAAUAACAGUAUUGCUGCUGUAGAGCACAGAAUAUGUUCCUCACUCAAGAAGAGACGGCAAACAUUUCCUGGGAUGUCACAAAGAGCAGGAUGGAUGCAAGAUGAUUUCCAGCUGCCUUAUCAUGAAUCUUAUACCUCUUCAAUCACGUGUCUGCUUCCUUUCCAAACUGAGAGACUGAAGAGGAUUAAAAGGUUAGAUGAGGAGUUGUCUCCAUUUGGAACAGGAAAUGACAUUUCUUCAAAAGCUCAGGAGUGUCAGACACCCGUCUCAGUGGUCCUGAACACCAAUGCAGAGAAACAGGAAUUGCUCCAUCCGUUUUAUACGAGCAGCUGGAAGGAUCAUUCCAACGAACAUGAUCCAAGACAAAGCAGCAAUGACUGCCACGAUACUGAUUUGAAACACAACAUUUGUAAGAGCAUACAAAGAUUUGAGACUGAAACUUGUGAAUAUAAAGUUGAUCAAAAUGACCCUAUAGACAGUAGUUUUGAUCAGGAAUUUGCAGAUGUGGAAUAUUUCAGCUCAGAAACUUUGGCGGAGGAGAGACUUGUCAGAGGACUCUCUAUACAAGUCAUCCCUCCAUCCUGCAGUGGUUCAGAGGAACAGAUUCUACAGAGUCAGCCACUGAAGUUAGUCCAGAACAACUUCAACUCAAGUCAGUGUGAAUCAGAGUCUGCUUUCCAUGAGCAGAACUCAUCUAACAGAAUAGAGGCUACUGAUGCACUCCGGGAAAAGCUCCCUCAGAGGAACUCAGCAUCAUCAUGCAUGCAUCCUGUGCAGGACACAGAUGGGCAUUCAUUCCCCAGAAAUGAGGGUACAGAUGAGGCUGAACUUAAACCAGCUGAAACAACAGCUUCCAGUUGCACUCAGCAGCCGAUCACUGCUGACAAAAAUGAUCUGCCAUUAGCCAAAGGAGGGAGUGGGACGGAAUGUUCUACCAGACCUACAGAGACUGCACAACAUCCAGACAGCACCAAAGAGCUGCACGUUAAAGCGGACAAGCCAAACAUGUACAAAUCUUCCAAAGAGACCAAAGAACAUCUCAAACCCGUGGCUCACAAAGACUGGGAUGGCAGUGGCUCAGACCACUGGGCCAAGAGGAGAAAUAUCUUCAAGGAGAGCAGGCAGUGGAGCUCUGCUGGGGGGAGCUCCAUUACUAGCGACAUUACAGAGGAAUCAGUAUCAGAGGACACUCACUCUACAGACAUCAUAGUUCCAGACAAUGAAGACAGGGGGUUUUAUACAGAGACAUUCCAUUCCUCAGCAUGGAUUUAUCAGGGGGAUGAUGAGAGCUCAGGGUCCAUUCAUCCCAGCCUGACAACCAGAGCCCGUCCUAUCUCAAUACGAGAGAGAACUGUCAAGAUCAGCAAAGGAACAGGAGAGUAUCCUUGGGGCUUUCGGAUACAGUUUUCUAAACCCAUUGUUGUUACAGAGGUCGACACAAAUGGAGCUGCUGAGGAGGCAGGCCUGAUGGUGGGAGACUACGUCCUAGCUGUUAAUGGAAUUGAUGUCACUAGCAUUCCUCAUUCUGAGGCUGCUAAUUUAGCAAGGCAAGGUCCAGACGUUUUAACCUUGACCAUUGGCUCAGACAUUGCUCAUGGUCCAAAUACACCUCGGCCGCCAUGUCGUGGUUACCUACAUAAGCGUACCCAGUCUGGUCUGAUAAAAGGCUGGAGGAAGAGGUGGUUUGUACUCACACAUGACUGCUGCCUUUACUAUUACAAACACAAACGGGAUGAAGGAAAGAGGCGUGCACUGUCAUCUGUAAAGCUGGAGGGGGCCGAGGUGGGUCCAGAUAAUUCCCUGGGCAAACCGUUUGUGUUCAGGUGCCACCCUCAGUUUGGGAAUCGGGUGUACCUUCUCUGUGCUACUUCAAACCAAGAAAUGAAAAGGUGGCUGGAAGCUAUGAAAAAAGCCAUAUACCCCAUCACACAGAACCAUGUCUGGGUGGAUGUUACGAGACACAACUCCAAUCUGCCCCCACUUGCUGUAAAAAACCCAGAUUGUCUUGGACUGCUUCAUAAAAUGGACAAAAGCAAGGACAUGUGGGUCCAGCACUACUGCAUUCUGAAGGAUGGAUGUCUCUACCUGUACAGUGGGAUUCGGGCUACUCAUGCACAAGGUGGGAUGUACCUUCAGGGCUACACGGUGCGAGAGCAGCCCUACGGGUCCAAGAAGUCCACCAUGGAGCUGAAACCUCCAUCUGACGAGUUUCAAACUUUCUACCUUUGGGCUGAAAAUUCAGCAGAAAACAAUCGAUGGAUGAUUGCUAUCAAAGCUUCGGUGAAGAAGUGGCUGCCUCUACAUCAGGCCCUUCAGGACUAUGUGAACCAGCUCCCCGAAGAGACCAGGAUGUGACACAUUUACUAUAUGCACUCCCUGACCUAUGGUCAAUAUCCCUGUGGACCACUGAGGACUCAAAUAAUGAUUGUUUUAUUUUCCUAUUGCCACUGGAAGGACCAUGCCAAUGCUGCUGUUUUUAAGAUUUACUUCAUUUUACUUAAUAAAA